AGGGAAGCCCUCCGAUGGUGGCGGCGCCGCAGUCCCUCCCGGCGCUGUGCCAGAGCUUCAAGCGGCUGUGCGCCUCGGAGGACGGCGUUGGGCUCAUCAAGCUGCUGGAGCCGGACCAGGUGUUGUGGUCGUGCUGCCGCGCCGGCGAGAGCCCACAAAUCAAGGAGACGGCGCUGGCGCAGGGCGGCGAGCAGUACGGCGAGGUGCUCGCUCUCUACAUCCAGGGCCUCCGCGCAGGGGCGGAGGCGGAGCAGGUGAGGCAGCUAGAGCUCGUCUGCACGUGCCUGAAGACGUGGGCGCAGCGUUACAUAGAGAUCGACAGCUUCGGAUUGUGGAUGACACCUUUGCUGAUGCACCUGAGCGCGAUGGCCCGUCGGGUGGCGGUGCUGCUAGACAAGGAGAAGCGCUCUGAUGCCAAUAGCGACACUUACCUGAAGAAGCUCGUGGAGAUUCAUAGAGAGCUGUUCCAGAAGCUGAACAAGG
This is a messenger RNA of Prorocentrum cordatum, 483 nucleotides long. The record is from the annotation of a GenBank genome assembly. NCBI's taxonomy places the organism in Eukaryota, Dinophyceae, Prorocentrales, Prorocentraceae.